Molecule: messenger RNA, 840 nt
Organism: Hypoxylon fragiforme
Lineage: Eukaryota; Fungi; Ascomycota; Sordariomycetes; Xylariales; Hypoxylaceae
Product: S-adenosyl-L-methionine-dependent methyltransferase
Exons: 2
Coding region: 1-840 (279 amino acids)
Biological process (GO): rRNA (guanine-N7)-methylation
Cellular component (GO): nucleolus
Molecular function (GO): rRNA (guanine) methyltransferase activity
Source: RefSeq, a predicted model, not a curated record
AUGUCGCGACCAGAGGAUACUCUAUCCGCCGAUGUUCACUACAAUGACUCCGAAGCACGCAAAUAUACCACCUCUUCUCGUAUACAGAACAUUCAAGCUUCUAUGACACAUCGGGCUCUGGAACUCCUCGAUCUCUCGUCGCCUUCUUUUAUUCUAGAUGUUGGCUGUGGAAGCGGCUUGUCGGGUGAAAUACUCUCCUCGAUACCCCCUAACGAAGGUGGCCCACAUGUAUGGGUGGGUAUGGACGUGUCGGCUUCCAUGCUUGACGUCGCUCUACAACGAGACGUGGAAGGCGACCUGUUGUUGGCAGAUAUUGGACAAGGAGUGCCCUUUCGACCGGGAACGUUUGAUGCCGCAAUCAGUAUCAGUGCCAUACAAUGGCUCUGCAAUGCAGAGAGCAGCGAUGUGUCACCCGCGGGGCGACUGUCGAGAUUCUUCAAUGGCCUAUACUCAAGUCUGAAAAGGGGCGGACGGGCUGUCUGCCAGUUCUAUCCCAAGAAUGACGAGCAGAAGAAAAUGAUUACAACUGCAGCAGUAAAGGCAGGGUUUGGAGCUGGUCUACUCGAAGACGAUCCCGAAACCAAAAACGUCAAGGUGUAUUUAGUUCUCACGGUUGGUGGUGGUAACAUUAACGGCAGCGGUGAUAUCACAGGGGUAAUAAAGGGCAUGGAAGAUGUAGACGUGCUGGACUCAAGGCGCAACAAUCGAAACGGCAAGGGCGAGAUCAAGAAGGGAAGCAAGGCAUGGAUCGUCAAGAAGAAGGAGCAGAUGGAACGAAAAGGAAAGGUUGUUAAGGCGACAUCUAAAUACACGGGGCGGAAGAGACGGGUUAAUUUCUAG